AUGGCUGAAAUCUGUCCUGCAUCUGCUCCUGGCAAGUGCAUCGCCUUCUCCUGGCUCCUGUCUAUCACCUAUAGCUUUUCUCUCCUUUACACAGGGGCAAAUGAAGCUGGCCUGGAGGAUCUAGUGACUGCCCUCACCUGUGUGGGAGGCUGUCAAGUCGCAGUCAAUCAGAGCUGGGUCUUCAUCAAUUUCCUGAUAUUUUUUAUCCCCACACUCGUAAUGAUAACUGUUUACUCUAAGAUCUUCCUCAUUGCUAAACAGCAGGCUCAGAAGAUUGAGAGAAUGAGUGACCAGACUGCCGAGGCAUCAGACAGCUACAAGGACAGAGUGGCCAAGAGGGAGAGGAAAGCAGCCAAAACCCUGGGAAUUGCAGUGGCAGCCUUUCUCCUGCCUUGGCUGCCAUACUUCAUUGACUCCAUCAUUGAUGCCUUCCUAGGGUUCAUCACUCCCACGUAUGUGUAUGAAAUCCUAGUGUGGAUCGCUUACUACAACUCAGCCAUGAACCCUUUGAUUUAUGCUUUCUUUUAUCCUUGGUUUCGAAAAGCCAUCAAACUGAUUGUCACUGGCAGAAUCUUGAGAGAGAAUUCCUCAGCCACCAACUUGUUUCCUGAGUAG
Myodes glareolus (Bank vole) is the source of this 615-nucleotide messenger RNA. Lineage: Eukaryota; Metazoa; Chordata; Mammalia; Rodentia; Cricetidae. The record is from RefSeq and is a predicted model, not a curated record.